This is a messenger RNA of Papilio polytes (common Mormon), 2947 nucleotides long. RefSeq lists its product as uncharacterized. Bases 696 to 2789 code for a protein of 697 amino acids. The record is from RefSeq and is a predicted model, not a curated record. The transcript has 5 exons. NCBI's taxonomy places the organism in Eukaryota, Metazoa, Arthropoda, Insecta, Lepidoptera, Papilionidae.
UUCGAUCACUUGAUUUCUAUAGAUGUAUGGGUCAUUGCUAAGAAGAGAGAGAUUUGUUUCGUUUCGAAUUGAACGAGCCCGUGGAAGUUUCUGACAGUUAAUUUUAUCUCCGUCGUUAUGUGAAGUUCUCACCACUGGUAACGAUCGCUACCUUCACCGCCAAAAUGUCAAAUAUCAAAAAGUCACAAAAUACUUUUAUUAAUAGCCUACCUGUUUGUCGAGGCCAGGAAAUUAAUGUAUAAGUUUUAUUUACUCUGUGGACCAAAAGUUAACUGUCAAAAUAGUUUUACACAAUGUCACUGUCAUAACCGGUGUCAGAUAUCAGCUGUUUAUAAAAAUAAGUGUUAAAAGGUUAUAAAUAAGAUUUAGAUGAAAGGUUCUAUUAGAAAGUUUAUUUAAAAACAAGAAUUACAACGUAAGAGACUUCGUUUACGAUUACAAUAAUGUUAUACUUAAUAUCUCCGUAUAAUGACUAGAAAAAUUAUAUCGGGACUGACAGUAUUUUUGUGGUGAAAUAUUUUUAAAAAGUUAUUAUAUGAAAUGAACAUUACACUGAUAGAAUAACUGAUUACAUUCUACAUCCAAGCUAGAGUUGAAAUUCGAUGUAUUUCGUUAGAAGUUUAUAGUUUAUACCCGUAUUUACUCUACAACUGGUUUGUAUAAAAAAAAAUAACAGCGAUUAUUAUUAAUUCCACAUGGCAUUAUUUAUGAAACAAGACUUUAGUCCGCCUCUACUAUCAAGAAAAUGGAUCGCAAUAAAAUUAAGACCGAAUAUGUUACUAUACAGUCGAGAUAACAUCAUACAUAUCUUGGAGAGUGGGUUAUUGUUCAGAGAGGAUUGUGCGGAAGUAGAACAGGAGACUCCAGCUGUAGUGCGGCAAGCUGGUGGCUGGUUGACUAAAGGCGAGCAGGUCACAGCAGCUGCUUUAGUAGCUGCUUGUAUAGCAGUCUGUCCACCUCGGGAUUUGCAGCGUUCAACAUUACUCCGUACAGCGUCAUAUUUAUUGCUACCAGUAUGUGUGAGGCUGGCACACAGGCGACAGUGUAGGGGUCGUUUGCCCGCGCUGUUGUCUCUCAUGCGGGACUAUCUCGCUCUCGCGCGCCGUGCAGCCGCCCUCUGCAGGGAAUAUACCGCACUACAUGCUAAGCUGGAAUCAUUAUCAUCAGUGAUUGAGUCGACACACGUGAUGCUGUGUCGGCAGCAAAGCGCACUCUCAGUGCUGGCGGCGCGCGCCUCCUCCGCCGUACUCGGGAACGCGCCCUGGCUGUGGGACGACCUCGCUUGGGACGCGGUUAACAAUCAAGACGAUAAUUUACUGAAAAUUCAUCACGCGUUUCUAGUAGUGCAAUCAGCGUUACUUAAACAUAUCGCUAUGGUACAUUUUACACCACCGACACAUGCUCGAAAAAUGUGUAAAAACCACAAUGAACUUAUUUACUGGAUUCACACAACACUUAUAGAAUACCUUAUAGAUGAAUUUAGAGAGAAUUAUAAUUCUUUAGAGAGAAUGUAUCGGUUACUAAAGAAUUAUGGUGUUAAAGAUGAACCGAAGACAGGUCGAGUUGUGAAAGACAUUUGGAUGUAUUCCGACGUACAUACAGACAUAGCUAGAGCUUCUCUCGAACUGAAAUUAGCUCUAAAUAAAUGUAAUAGUAUAGAUAUGUUCCUAGAUGCGUGUGCGUUGAACAAACAGGAAUUAAGUGUCGUAAUCCUGAAUAAAGAUAUCGAAGAUUUGAUAGACAAUCUGACGAAAUGUCUGGCGACUGCACAAAAUUCACAAAUCAGAUUAAAAAAGAUGCAUAGAAAACUAGAUGAUGUGCCUAAAGUUGACAAUAAUGAGAGCAUAGAUGAGGAUGAAAAGAUUUUAAAAAUAGAAGACAAGGAACCAGAGACAAAAGAUGAAGUUUUUUAUUUCGUAAAAACAGAAGACGAUAGCAUCACGCAAGCAGCGGAAGAUGUAACAACUGGUCCAGGGAAAAAAGAAAAGGAAGCUACUAAAUUUGUUUUAAAUGAACUGAAAAGGAAAUUAGUGAAAAGAGAAGAUGUGAUGAGAGAAAGAGAGAGACAGGCGUUGGCGAAAACGAUGCCCGAACUCAAAAUGAUCCCAGAAUUCCCAAGGCAAAUAAAACUCGAAGAAGUUUUAGACAGAAAAGGUUUUAUAUCAAAAAUAUUACGAAACCAAACGAAAAAAAGUAAAUUUAAAGCAAUAAAUAAACAUUUGGUACUUAAACGUAAUAAAAAAUCCAGUGUUUUUAAUAAAAAGAAAUGUAUAUUAAAAAAUGAAUUUUAUAUAAACGACAAAGAAAUACUUGGAGUUAUUUACGAAGCAAAUGCACAUUUAAAAUUGAAGACCAAACUUAUAACGGUUACUGCAACUAGUUAUUUUAUAGUAGUAACAAAGUGGUAUAGAAAAUUAAAACCGGUUAUAGAAGACAAAUUCAACCACAAUAUCGGCGAACCAAUAAAUCAAAAACUAAACAAUAAUUCGCCAGAUAAUUUCAAAGUUUCAAAGAAAGAUUUGGAAAUAUCGUCCUCCGAAAGUGAAUCUGACUUCGAUCUAAUCGAACGAGGUGACAUUUUAAAAGACAUUCGACGUCAUAGAGUAAAAAAGAACGCGACCAUAGACACAGCAGACGAGAGUUUGAAACCCAUAGAGUAUAGUUUGGGAACUGGAUUGGCUAUGGCAUCAGUGUUACAAAUAAAUAGCUUCGCGAAUAGACGGAAUAUGGCUGAAGAAGAGUUUAUUGGCGAUGGUGAGGUGUCCGAUGAUAGUGGCAAUGAUGAUUAAAACAAAUUUACUAAUUUCUCAAUAGUUUUUAAGAUAUAUUAAAAGUUGAUUAUUAAGAAAUAAAUUCAAUUGAAACUUAACGAUCGUGGCAGCCUUUUUUUAAGGGAAAUCCAUACUUGUAAUCUAAAUUUCACUGAUCGAAUCAUAUAUCAACGUCA